Molecule: messenger RNA, 523 nt
Organism: Carlito syrichta (Philippine tarsier)
Lineage: Eukaryota; Metazoa; Chordata; Mammalia; Primates; Tarsiidae
Product: CUB and sushi domain-containing protein 2-like
Exons: 2
Biological process (GO): negative regulation of inflammatory response
Source: RefSeq, a predicted model, not a curated record
UAGGCAAGCAGGUAUUUUUUAAGUUUGGUAGGCAUUCCUAUAGACAGGCAGACAAAUGGACAGAUACACAGGAAUCUUGGCAGGCAGACAGGAAAACAACUUGUCAUGUUGUAAGGUUCUCCAGAGCUGUGAGUUGUUUUGUGAAUGGAUGCAUCUGAUGGGGAUUAAUCUAUGAUUGUUGUGAUUCUCUUUCCAGCUGAGUGUGGGAAUUCAGUCACGGGCACUCAGGGUACUUUGCUGUCCCCCAACUUUCCAGUGAACUACAAUAACAAUCAUGAGUGCAUCUACUCCAUCCAGACCCAGCCAGGGAAGGGGAUUCAGCUGAAAGCCAGGGCAUUUGAACUCUCUGAAGGAGAUGUCCUCAAGGUUUAUGAUGGCAACAACAACUCUGCCCGUUUGCUGGGGGUAUUCAGCCGCUCUGAGAUGAUGGGGGUGACUUUGAACAGCACAUCCAGCAGUCUGUGGCUUGACUUCAUCACGGAUACUGAAAACACCAGCAAGGGCUUUGAACUGCAGUUUUCCA